Molecule: messenger RNA, 3824 nt
Organism: Formica exsecta
Lineage: Eukaryota; Metazoa; Arthropoda; Insecta; Hymenoptera; Formicidae
Exons: 3
Coding region: 237-578 (113 amino acids)
Source: RefSeq, a predicted model, not a curated record
UUAUAAUUUAGUAAUAUUUUAUGUGACAAAUAUAUAUAUUUCGAUAAAUUUUUUUAUUUUUUUAUUUUGGAGAAAUUUUCUGUUUGGAGAGUUUUAUGUUCAACCAAUGGAAAUUUUAAAGCUGACUUCAUAUCAUAAAUGCAAUUGAAAAAUUUUUGCUCUCUUCUGAAAACUAAUAUAAUUCAUAAAUUAAAUCCGAAUGGCUACAGAACGAUUAUUUGGUAUUAUUCUACAACAUGGUGCGAUUGCUGUAUACGAUAUGGGCAUUAAUGCUCAACAGCUUAAAAAUAUCGAUAUUUCAAACAUGCUUCGCUAACGCUAUGGAAGAUGAAUACGGUUAUCCUUUAAUAUCAAGUCCACCGAUUACCACAUUUUUAAUCGCAACAAGUAUCUACGUUAUCGUCGUCAAUUCCACGAUAUUUCCGCAAUCUUUUCGACAACCAAAACCCAUCUUUAUGUGUUUGUACGAGUUUCUAGUAACAGCGUUCUUUUUGGAAUUUGCAAUCGCCUGUUUAUGGACGCCGAUAGACGUACUCAUCUUAAGCACGUUGCCAAAGAAUAUUUGUCAUGUAACGUAAUGAUGUCUGCCCUUUUAUUUUUAUUUUAAUAACAUAAUAUUUUAUUAAUAAAACGCCUCUUGGUGAUAUGCUUAAAAAUCUCUGCUUCAAAUUAGAAUACUUUGUGCAUUUGUAUACAUGAAGAUUUUAAUUAAAUUUUUAUAAUUAAUUCAUGCAAAAGUUUAUACUCACUAAAACUUAACUUGAGCAGACACUUAGUCGAUUGGGAUUGGAAAAUGCAGCCCAAGUAUUGAACGCGAACAAAUCAUCCAUGACGAUUUUUACAAAUGGAAUAGCAACAACGAUUCUUUUUAUUACUCUUCAUGUUACAAGAGCCGUCGAUUUCAAGGAGCUUACGUGAGUUGGGAAAAGUUUUGUUCUAAAAGUUUUCCUGUUAUCAGUAUUAUAGCAUAAAUAUUGCAGAAUCCGUAUCUAUUAUUCUGAAAAUUACUAAGUCAAACGUUGACGCUCUUAUUAAAAAUUGCUCUAUGAAUUUGGAUUUAUAUUGUUUCAAAAAAUAAGCGGUUCACGCAACGUAAAUUAAUCAUAAAUUUAGGGAUAACGGAAUAAUGUAUUUCCUAUCGCACUUGAGAACGAAACUGUGGCAACGUAUACGGAGCGAACUUCCAGAAGCUAAGAAUAACAAAGAAAAUAAAGGUCGUCGCAAAACAAUCGCAGAAAAAACUGUAGUAAAAAAUCGUGCGAACAAUCAACGCAGAUAGAUCUUUAAUAUCGUUAAAAAUUCUCGCCACGGAAGAUGGAAAUUAUACUCUAAUCGAGGUUCUUUCUAAAUCUAUAACGAUGCAGAAAGGGAUGAUAUAAUUUCGAUCUAAUGGAAAUAAAUUUGCUUUCCACAACAUUAUCAUUCCAUCAACCGUUUUAUGAAAAAGAAGGCAUUUAUUUCGUUCGAACUGAAGUGUAAAGUACAAAUGGUAUAGAUAAUAUAGUGGUAAUAAUGUAAUAAUUAUAAUCGUUAAUAAAUAUCAAUUUAAUUAAUAAUACGGUGUGUCCCAGUAUAUACUGCAGGUUAUUAAUAUUAAUAUUAUUAUAAUUAUAUAUAUAUGGUAAUUGUACUAAUGGGAUGUGUUCAGUGGCAGCGUUACAUUAUGUAGUAAUAUGUAUAUCUUACAGUGAUCUCUCUCUUUUCAUCGACCGACAGAUAAUGCCAUUUCUCUUUCUUUUUUUUUUUUUUUUUCGCUCUACGAUCAUUGUCUAUGCUUCGCUUCGAAAGGGCACUAUAAUCCAUGAGAUUAUGAAAGAACAUCUCUCGUAAAUAUUAAUAAAUUGCUUGGAAUUAUAAGGGUCGAUUGUCUUUCGAGCUUCAUUUUUUAAUGAAUUGUUUUCUUUUUUAAUAUCGCGCAGUGCAAUAUUUUAAUAAAUUAAUUUUUAAUCUCACCAACUUUUUUCUCUAUGCAGAAUAUAUUUUUCGCAGAUGUGUCAAUGCGUUUUGCAUCUGUUUCUUUUCUUGUAUGAUAAAAAUCUAAGAGAAAAUUUAAAACAGAUCAAGAAAAAAAAUUUUUGAUAUUAUACAGGGUGUUCAUUUAAUUUUUAUAAAAAUAAUAAUUUAAUUUUUAAAUAAACAUUUAAAAAAAGGUGAAAACAGCUAUCUAGAGCCAAAGCCUACGAAAAAUUAAUGAAAACGAGGUGUUCUUUCUUGCUCUCCAUGAGAUUUGAUGAAACGGACUAGUGCCUCUUCAAUUUUUACGUCUUUUUUUUUCUCAUCUGUCUCUCUCAUCUCCAUCUCUUUGAAACUGUGAACGGAAUUUGGUUACAUUAAUUAUAUGUACGAGUUUCACUCGCGCUCGGCCCUAUAGUACCCCGCUUACAAAGUAUAUCUUUGUGCACGAUUGGGCAGUGCUCAGAGAAAGGGUUGAGGAUAUGUAGGAUGAGCGUAAUCUUUCCUUCUUUUUAUAUUUCGCGAGGAAUGGAGGUGUCGAGAAGAGUAACACCGAUUUCGAUAAAAUUUAAUGUAAAAUGAGAUCUUCUUUUAAAAAAUUCCGUAAGUACGUACUUAGACGGUCAAUUCCCCUGUAUUACAAAAGGGAACAUUCGAACUAAUUCGCGCCUUCGUUUACAGUGCCAAUUUUCUGGAAUUACAUGUACGAAUCAAGCAAACAUAGAGCCUAAUCUAACGACAAUAAAUAACUUUGAGCCGAAUCUUUUUACUAUUAAUUACAUUAAUCGCAACGAGAUUGCGUUUUGGAAUGGAUUUGGGGAACGUGUCGUUACUUUAAUUUUUCUUCUUUCCUUCCCUCCAUUAUUUUUCGAUUCUUUUAUUUUCUUUCGAUUUUUCUUUCUCAUCGUAAAUCUUCAACACCGUUCGUUAAAAGUAAGUACGAGUAAAGUCAGUCGGUCGCAAAUGAAAUUGUGUUUCUUGUCUCGCGGAUUCUCUUUCUUGAUUUAUGGACUUCUUGAAGAAAGAUCUCACGCAAAAAUUGAAACCGAUAUAACUUCGGCGAGUUAAAUUUUCAAUGCCACAGACACUUUAUACGCAUAAUCGUCGACUUUUAUAAGUGACAUAUAAUGUUACAUAAUCUUAUAUAUAGAUACGUGAGUUAUAUAUAGUAUAAAUUAUUUUAGAUUAUCUUUUUUUCGUAUGUCUACCAUAUCAAAAUUUGAAUUUAUUGCGAGAUUCUACUGAAAUAAUUUAAAAACAUAUUAUGAAAAUAUUUAAAGGAGACAUUGUGUGUAAAGAUACCCAAAAGAUGUAUAAUAUUAAUCUUUCAGAGGCGUGUAUUUUAAAUGUCUUUAAGAUAUAUCAUAUAUGUUUAUUGAUAUACCGGUUUCAAUCUCUGCAUUCCUUCAACUAUACUUUGAAACUUUAUAUUCCAUCUCUUGCUAUCGUCGCGCUAAUCCUUCGCGAAGUUUUUACGCAGAAUUCUCGAGGUGUACGGGUCGAGCGAACGGAGGAGACUUCGAGCCUCGUCGACGCACAGACACGCAAUCAAUCGCUAUCGCAAGUUUUUGCGUAAAACGAAAAGGCUGUUUCGGGAUGUGCAAAAUCAACUGUAGUAUCAAUUUAUACGAAAAUUUAGUUAUGUGAAAUCUGCUUAGAACAAUUCACUCCAGAGAUCGAAAUUGACAUUUAACGACCGAAACAUUUUUCUUGUAUUUAGAUUAAUUGAGAUCUAUUAUUUUGGAUAAUAUGUUUAAAAUAAAAGGACCAGAAUUUUUACUUUUAUCUUGAUCCUCGAGUCGAACGAGCGAUCGAUCGCAUAUCAUCGACGUGUUUAUUCGUAUAAUCAGGCUGUCUUUCCUUUUUUUUUU